This is a messenger RNA of Coccomyxa subellipsoidea C-169, 5364 nucleotides long. RefSeq lists its product as hypothetical. Lineage: Eukaryota; Viridiplantae; Chlorophyta; Trebouxiophyceae; Coccomyxaceae. The transcript is spliced from 21 exons. Gene Ontology annotation, biological process: ribosome biogenesis. Bases 1 to 5364 code for a protein of 1787 amino acids. The record is from RefSeq and is a predicted model, not a curated record. Gene Ontology annotation, cellular component: nucleolus.
AUGCUGUCAACACAGGAGCAUGACUUGGAGGACAUAAGGGCAGACCUGGAGACCACGCCACAGCGCGUACGCAGGCACUAUCUCAAGGGGCUGCUGGAUUGGGCAGUGUCCACACUCCUGAAGAGCGCAUCUGUCCAGCAAAGCUCAGGAAAAGGGGGGCAAGGAAAAGCUGCAGACAGCAUUUUAUCACCUGAGGCGACCCCAACACAAAUUGCUGCGCGGCUGUGGGCCCUGCUGGCAGCGCUGCUGCGAAUGCGCGAGGUGGGCCCGGCGGCGGCGGCCAAUCCGGCAUUAGUAAGCGCGGCCGCGCACGCCUGCCGCUCGGCCGCGGGGGGCGCGCUUCGCACGCUGGGCGCUGACAUCAGCGCUGACCUGGCGGACGCCCUGCUGGACGCCCUCCGGCUGCUGGCUGCCAAGGACCGCCUGCACUUCAGCCCCAGCCUGGAGCACAGUGUCGCGUUUGCAGAGGCAGCGGUGGAGGCUCAAGCGGCCAUGAGGAACCAUGCAGCAUCGGCGGCAGGGCAGGAUCCUUGGGCUGAGGUGUGCGCGCAGAGCUUGGCUAUGCUGCGCUCGGUGGCCCUGUCACACCCCAACCAGCGUAAGGUGUAUGUCUCUGUUGUGGAGCGGCUGCUCGUCCCCCUGCAAACCUCCUGUGGGCAACCAGGGUCUGAGGGCUCACACAGCCAGAAGAGGCUGGUGACAGCGAGCCGCCAGCUGCUGGAUGCAGUGAUCUUCCACAGGGCCCAUGUAGAGGGCCUUGCAGCGAUAGCCAGCAGUUACACGGGUGGCAAAGGCCCAGACAGUACAAAGGAGUUGGAAGUCAUGGAGCAGAGCGGUGAUGAUGACAUGCCAGAAGGGGAUAAGGGCCACUCUCAGGCCCCCACCUACCUAUCCCUGCUCUUCAAGGUGCUGUCGCGCGAAGUGAGGAGUGCGGACGCAGAGAAGCUGACAGUCCUGCUGGCUGGCCUGCCCUGGCUGCUAGUCAGGUUCAAGGCUGCCCUCAAGCGCUACGCGAGGGCAGCGGCCGCAGAUGUGCGAGACGGCGCGCAAAAGGGGGGCAUUGCUGCCUCGGCAGACUUUGACUUCUUUGUGCUCCUGCUGGAGCCUGUUUUGGCGGGCCUUGAGUCUGCUACACAGAGCUCUGAGGCCGAUGGCAACGAGGAGCAGCAGGAGGGGCUCAGCAGCAAGCCUGCCAAGAAGAGAAGGCCACCUGAGCAGGCAAAGAAAGCAGCACAGAAGAGGAAGUUGGUGGAUGGCAUGCAAUUCACACACAGAUCAGAGGAGGCAGCAUGGCCGGUGUUGGCCGAGGGAGCAGGAAUGCUUGUAGGCAUCCUGAAGUCUGCAGGGGUGUACAGGGCGACGGAAGAUGUGACGGGGUCCCAUAAGGAGCUGCUGGGCCGUUUGGGCACUGCUGUGCUAAUGCCAUUCCAAGCAGCAGAUCAGAGCGACUUAGGCAAAGAGCGGGCGCCCGCCAGUGAGAUUCUCACUCAAAGAGCUGUGGCAGCCACUGGAGUUCUGGGGGCGAUAAUGGAUGUGGAGCACCGCGCGCUGCAUGCCAGGCUGGAGACCCUGUGGGAGGUGCUUUGGGCAUCCGCAUCCCAGGCCACUCAUACCGGCGCCAGAGAUGUGGCGAAGGCGGCGGAGGUGGCAGGGCGGCUGGUGCGAGCGUAUGGGGAGCUGCGCCAGGUGGAGCUCCUGCUGCACUCCCUGGCGGCCGCGCUUGGCUCCAGCGCAUGCGCGCCGGCCGCCACCCGCGUCAUCGACAGCACCGCCUUCAAGGCCGCCCUGCACCAGACGAUCUACGAGGCGCCUCCCGGCCAGAAGCCGAAGAUCGUGGCGUUUGCGGCGGCCGGCAUGAAGCGGCUGCUGGCGGCUGAGGGAGGCAUCGCCCCCGCGCUGGCGGUGCUGCUGCGCGGCUGCCUGGCGGGACUGCGCAUCGACCUCACCACGGCCCCCGCCGUUGCCUCUGCCCUCGAGCUCCUCAUCUCACGCUCCCUUGCUCCGCCCCUCACCUCUGAGCUGCGCAUGGUGACCGGCACCGGUGGCCCAGCCGUCAGCCGGCCGCGGCUGGCCGCUCUGCUACAGCUGUAUGCGCUGGCAAUAGGGGCUCAUGCGGCUUGCGCGGCGCUGCAGCCCCAGAUAUCGGCCCUGUCUGGGCAGGCGACUGUACUGGAAGCGCAUGCAGCCCAGCUCGAAAGGGACAGACUUCCAACGCUGGGCUACUUUGACGCCCUACGCGUGGCCUCCGCUGCUGGGAUGCAGGAGUCCAAGCUGGCCUUACCCACACUUCUCUCCUUGUCGGAGUGUGCAGGCCCAGGUGGCGAUGGGGAUCAGCUGCAAGAGGCGCUGGUGACGUGCAUGCUGCAGCGCAUUGAUGUGCUGCAGGAACGGCUGCUGCACCUGCGAUUUUCCUGCCCUAUCCAGCAGGUGGCACCGGCAGCAAUUGCCAAAUCUGCGGCCCCGGCUGAACCCAGCUGCGGCCCACUGCCGGAUGCCAGCGAAUUGGAAGCAGCCACGGCUGCCGAGCUCAGAGCACUGGCCGACAGCCUCGUGGGAACGGCUGCCUCUGCUGAGAAGGAUGCUGACAGAGAACAGCAGCACACCGAUGAUGCUGGCACAGACGCGCAUCCUCCAGGGCAGAGUGGUGUGCUUGGGCAGGUGCUGCUGUCAGCAGGGCUGCUCCUGCAGCAUGCCUCAAGUACGCAGCGUGCCUGCCUGCUGCGGCUGCUGCUGCUAAUGUCCCCCGCAGCCACACAGCCAAGCAAAAUUGAUCAGCCAUCAAUUGCGAGUGACCUGAAUGAGGCUAAUCAGGCCAGCGGACAUCCAGCGGACCCCAGAGGGCUCCUAGAGGAGGCUGAUCUGGACACUGAAUGGGUCCACGCUGCAGCCUCUAUCCUUCACGCUUCCCUUGCCGCUGCCUGCGCUCCCCUGCUUGGCAAUGACAUGGAGCAGACUGCGCCCGCAGCGGCCGGCCGGCCAAAAAAGAAGGGGAAGGGCGCACAGGCGCGGCAGGGCAGCCAAGAAGUGGACAAGCUAAAGAGCUUGAUCCGCAGCAUUGGCAUCCUGGUUGACGCAGCCCCCGCGCAGAGUGAUGGAGACUCAGGAGGUGCCUUCGGCUGUGAGGCCCUGCUGGAGGUGUUACAGGCACACACCAGUCACGGAGGGCAUGCCUCUCCUGUAGCGGCUGGGGUGGUGAAUGUUGGCAGCGAGGCGGCCACAGCUCUGCAGCAGGCGGCGCGGCUCUUCAGUCGACUGGCGGCCAUGCCGCCGCAGUGGUUUGCAGCCAGAGGCUGCGCGUCUUCGCAGCUCGUGGACCUCGCCCUGCUCGUCCAGGCAGCGCUCCUCACACUCCUCUACAGCAGCACUCCCGUGGCCGAGUCGAGCGCGGAUGCCAGUGCAGGCAACGACGCCGGGCUGCUUGGCAGGGAAGAUUGCUGCGCGGCGCUGCAGGCUGCGCAUGCCUUUGUGGCGGCCGCGGCGUGCAGCGGGAGCCGGCAUGUGCUGCAAUUGCUCGGCCGGCUCGACAAAGCGCGGCUGGACUGGCCGUUUGCGAUUGCUGCAUGCGUGGUUGGGACAGAUGGUGCCAGCUGGCAGGACAGCUCAGCGCGCAGCAUGCUGCGGAGCUCUGCCGCCAUCAUGGGCAGCGUUGUCACGCAUAGCUUGAGCGGGGGAGACCUGGAGCCUGCAGGAAUCAGCGCACCUGCAGGAGAGGUUCCAGCUGAGAGAUCCACAGCUCUGGAGACCGUCAGUCGGGUUGAGAAGAUUUUGGAGAGCUUGGCAGCUGAUAUGACAGCAAAGUCUGAGGAUGAAGUAUCAGGAAUUGUGAAGCCGCAGAUAGCGCUGCAGAUCAAAACGCUUGCUGCAUCUGUGGUAGCCUCCGUGGCAGGUGGUCGGUCAGAAACAAAACGCCGGGCUGCCAGCAAUAUCGUUGCCGGAAUACCUAGCUUGGCAGGCAUGCCCGAUUAUGUGGAGCAGCCAGCAAAUGCCAGCGUCCAAGACGACUGGCAGCAACUAGAGGAUGCCGCAGCAGUGGCCAGCCUCCUGGCUGCGGCUGCAUUGCUUCUGGAUGCACACAGCCGUGGUGCAAGUAGCAGCAGAGACAGUUCUGUUGCUCAGGCUGAGGGACCGGAGGAAGAUUCUGGCAGGGAUAAUUCUACAAGUGCACUACCGCUCGAGGUGGCUUUGGAUGUGGUGGCAUACCUGACAGCGGCUGGCAGGGCUCUGCAUGCUGCCCGUCAGAGCCUGCCCGAUGACAUCAUGCCCAGUGACAUCAUCGCGCGCAUGCUGGCGCUGCACACCCAUCUGCUGCGCCACUUGCUGCUCCUGCCACCGGUGCCGGGGCCCAAGCGGCGGCUGAAUAUGGGUCUCCUGAUGAGCGUUCCGACUUUGGCCGACGCAGACAGCGACAGCCCUUCUGCUCGAGGGCGGAGCACCCUCAGAGAGGCCCUCCUGGUGUCUGUACGAGAGAUAGUGCAUGCAUCCAGCCUGUCGGAGCAGGAGCACUUUUACCAGAGCAUCCGUGAUAUGCUGCUUGACCAGGAAAGGGGCAUAGAUGCAGCCCUGCCUGUCCUAGAGGUACUGCUGGUGGCGAUGGAGUCUGUGCACUCGACAGCAGCGCUGCGGGUCUUGUCGCAGAGCUCUGAGGACCUGGCAGCUGCCGUCUUGUCCUGCAUACAGGCGGCUCCUACAAACUCUGAUGUGGCGCCAGCAUUGGUGUGCACGGCGCUGCGCUGUCUGGAGUCCAUCGUGGCACGGGACACAGCCAUCGAGCUGCCGGGCUAUGUGGUGGGCCAAGUUCUACAGGUUACUGGCUUCGGGCAAGCUUGCCGGAGCGCCUCUCGCGCGGCUGGCAUGUUUGCGGGGAGCUGCCACCUCCUCGUGGCAGCCGUCCGCCACCGCACGAACGAGGUGCGGCGGUGCAUGGCGUUGGCGGCGGCCGCCGCGCGUGGGCUGCUGACCGAGCUGCUGAGCUGGCGCGCUGCUGGCAGCGCUGACAUGGCAAAGCAGUGCGCCGAGGACCUCGCCAGCGUCUAUGAGGCCAUUGCCGAGCGCAAGGAGAUGCUGGGGAUGUACUGCCACCAUCUACUGGCAGACUACAUCACGCUGGCAGCGGCGCCGGCCACGCCGCAAGGCGCGUCAGAGGACAACUGGGCCGAUAGCCGGCCGGGCUCCGGGCCAUGGCCGGGCGCGGCGGCGGCCGCGCUGCGCCCCGGCGCAUGCGCCCUCUACGGCGCUUGCAGCGCAGCUCAGGUGCAGCAUGUGUUUGCAGUCCUGCACAGGACUGGAGGGGGCACGCGCCGCACUGCCAUGACAGAGCUGCGCCAGGAUUACGAGAGGAAUCUGAAGUUCUCCGGCAAAGUCUGA